This is a messenger RNA of Onychomys torridus (southern grasshopper mouse), 1768 nucleotides long. It is a transcript of the gene Ube2r2, whose product is annotated as ubiquitin conjugating enzyme E2 R2. NCBI's taxonomy places the organism in Eukaryota, Metazoa, Chordata, Mammalia, Rodentia, Cricetidae. The transcript is spliced from 5 exons. The record is from RefSeq and is a predicted model, not a curated record. The coding region runs from base 589 to 1305 and encodes 238 amino acids. Gene Ontology annotation, molecular function: ubiquitin conjugating enzyme activity. Gene Ontology annotation, biological process: ubiquitin-dependent protein catabolic process; protein polyubiquitination.
CUCGGCUCUGUCGCUCCCGCGGCGCGAGGCGCUCUCGCUCUUCUCCUCCGCCCCUCCCCCCGCGCAGCCGCCGCCGCCGCCGCCGCCGCCGCCGUCCCGAGACCCCAGCGCACGGCGCGCCCUCCCUCGUGCGCCCCUGCGGCCCCCCGCGGAGAACGAGAGGGCGAGCGAGCACGGCGCUCCCGGCCCAGCCCGGUCCCCCUGUCUUCACCAUCGCCGGCCCUCCGCCGCCUUCCUUCGCUUCCACCUCCACUCCCCCCCCCCUCCAAGUAGAGGCCCCCAUCCGGGGGGGGGAGGCCCGGGUCCCGGAGCGGAUUCCCCCCAACUCCCUCAGGCCCGCCCCCGCCCGGCCCCAGAGUGACGAGGGCCCGGGCCGGCCCGCGUCCAGAGUGAGGAGGACCCCGGGCGGGCCCACGGGCCGUCUGGGGCCUGAUCCGGUCCCGCCAGGCGUGUGAAGUCAGGGGCCCUGCCCGGCCCGGCCCGGCCCGAGGGCGAGCGGAGGGGAGGGGCCUGGUCUGGUCCGGCCCGGCCGGUGCGCGAGGACUGGGGCCGCGGCCCCGCACGGCCGCCGCCGCCGCCGCCGCCGCGAUGGCCCAGCAGCAGAUGACCAGCUCGCAAAAAGCCUUGAUGCUUGAGCUGAAAUCCCUGCAGGAGGAACCGGUGGAGGGCUUCCGGAUCACCCUGGUGGAUGAGUCCGACCUCUACAACUGGGAGGUGGCCAUCUUCGGACCCCCUAACACCCUCUACGAAGGCGGCUACUUCAAGGCACAUAUUAAAUUUCCUAUUGACUACCCAUAUUCACCACCUACCUUCAGAUUCUUGACCAAAAUGUGGCACCCCAACAUUUAUGAGAAUGGAGAUGUAUGCAUUUCAAUUCUUCAUCCGCCUGUAGAUGACCCACAGAGUGGAGAACUGCCCUCUGAAAGGUGGAAUCCUACUCAGAAUGUGAGGACUAUCCUGUUAAGUGUAAUCUCACUGCUUAAUGAGCCCAACACCUUUUCUCCAGCCAACGUGGACGCCUCAGUCAUGUUCAGGAAAUGGAGGGAUAGUAAAGGAAAAGACAAGGAGUAUGCUGAGAUCAUCAGGAAACAGGUCUCGGCCACUAAGGCUGAAGCAGAAAAGGAUGGAGUGAAGGUCCCCACAACCCUGGCAGAGUACUGCAUCAAAACUAAAGUGCCUUCCAAUGACAACAGCUCAGAUUUGCUCUAUGACGACUUGUAUGACGACGACAUUGAUGAUGAAGAUGAGGAGGAGGAAGAUGCCGACUGCUAUGAUGAUGAUGAUUCUGGGAAUGAGGAGUCGUGACAUGUUCCUUCAGUGCCCCUGUACUGCCCUGACGUCUCAGGCCAAAGGGAGGGGAGCAAGUGGGGAUCUAUGGUGGCCCCUCAGCAAAAACUCACUCAUGGGGUGGGGAAACACACACAGCUCCUGCUGACACCCCUGCAGAUCUCAGUUUGCUCCUUUUGAUGGACCGUUACUGGAGAGAAAGUACCCUCCACGGAAUGUCUGGAUUCUUGCGUUCUUGACCCUCUUAUCACUGUAUUGAUUCUUUUUAAAAAACAAAAACAGCCACCACCCUUCAAACUCCCACCUCACUUCAUCUCUGCAGAAUGUUCACAGCAAAACACGUUUGUCUGUUUUUAGAUUCUUAAAGAUUAGUCUGUUUAAGACAUUCAUGUGUUUAAAGCUGGGAACCCACUGGGAGUCCACAAGUGCUGCAUAUAUUGGGUAGCAAAAGAAAAUGGGGGGAAAAAAACUACAAAACCAA